Messenger RNA from Brachypodium distachyon (stiff brome), 4342 nucleotides. RefSeq lists its product as uncharacterized. Gene Ontology annotation, biological process: regulation of cell cycle. Lineage: Eukaryota; Viridiplantae; Streptophyta; Magnoliopsida; Poales; Poaceae. Gene Ontology annotation, molecular function: protein binding. The coding region runs from base 142 to 3999 and encodes 1285 amino acids. Gene Ontology annotation, cellular component: nucleus. The record is from RefSeq and is a predicted model, not a curated record. The transcript is spliced from 12 exons.
GGAGUCGGAAUUCUUUAUUUUUUACGUUUAUAUUUUACGUUGAGAAAAAUUAUUCAGUUUUACCGCCUACUUUUUCGUUGCCAAAAAUUCACCACAUCGCGCGCUUUCUCCCUCUGCCAUUUUUCGCCGGAAGACGAGGAGAUGGCGGCGGACGAGGCCGACGGCGACCGCUUCAUCGAGAUUGUGUCCACCGGGGCGCUUUACCGCGGCGGCCAGGCCCAAUGGGAGCGCAAGUACUGGAGCUGCUCCAGGGGCAAACACAGGUACCCGUACCCAGUGGGCUAUCAUGCUGUCCGCCGUUACUCCGGGAUAUCGUACACAAUGGAGAUCCAACAAGGACCAAGAGGGCCUGUGUUCCAGGUUACAUCCACCCUAGGAGAUUCAGCGACAGGGCCGACCCCGGAUAUAGCUUGGAAGAACUUCCACAAGAAGAUGGGGUCUAAAGUCAGGAACUGGCAGAGGACCAGGAGCUUCCCUCAGAAGAUUGAUGGUGUCGAGCUCUUUGGGUUCAAAAACGCAUCUGUUCAGAGACUGCUUCGUCAGCUUAUAGUACAUUCGAGUGGAUUUGGAACAAAAAUGCCUUGUCCAAACAAUUCUGGUGCUGCUUCACCGUUAACCCAUACAGUUGCAGUUGAUGUUUCGGAUGAUUACGAAGAGCAGCUUGUUUCCCUGGACAAGACAGUUGGAACUGCUAAAAGAAGCAUAAACCCAAUCCAUGAGGAAAGUGUUGCUAAGAGAAUCCACAGCCAGGAUAUUUUGAGUUCAGUUAAUAAUUGCAAUGAUGAGUUGGAUAAAUCUCGUGAAAGUUCAGACAAGGGAGGUCCUGGAAGUAACACACAGUUGCGGGAUGUCUCUGGUUCAAGAUGCAUGCCUCCAUUGCUGGAAGAAAUACCUCGUGAUUCAAAAUGCACACGGGUUGAUGAUACCUUGGGAGAGUAUGUCCCAAGUUCAUCUCAAGAAGAUGGAUUAUUUUCCGGUUCUUAUUCAAGCUCUGAGAAGGCUGAUCUGGAAUCAGCUGAAAAUGAAGUAGCUAAGUCUAUGAUGACUUCUUUGCCUCCCCAAACUAUCCCGCUUCUGAAGAAAACUCAGGUUGAUGAUACCUUGAGAGAGUAUGUCCCAAGUUCAUCUCAAGAAGAUGGAUUAUUUUCCAGUUCUUAUUCAAGCUCUGAAAAGGCUGAUCUGGAGUCAGCUGAAAACGAAGUAGCUCAGUCUAUGAUGACUUCUUUGCUUCCCCAAACUAUCCCGCUUCUGAAGAGAACUCGGGUUGAUGAUACCUUGGGAGAGUAUGUCCUAAGUUCAUCUCAAGAAGAUGGAUUAUUUUCCAGUUCUUAUUUAAGCUCUGAAAAGGCUGAUCUGGAGUCAGCUAAAAAAGAAGUAUCUAAGUCUAUGAUGACUUCUUUGCUUCCCCAAACUAUCCCGCUUCUGAAGAGAACUCGGGUUGAUGAUACCUUGGGAGAGUAUGUCCUAAGUUCAUCUCAAGAAGAUGGAUUAUUUUCCAGUUCUUAUUUAAGCUCUGAAAAGGCUGAUCUGGAAUCAGCUGAAAACGAAGUAGCCAAGUCUAUGAUGACUUCUUUGCUUCCCCAAACUAUCCCGCUUCUGAAGAAAACUUGCAUAAAAAAGAAGGUUAAGCAAAAAGGGAACGCCAGAUAUAGGGCUUUAAUAAGAACUGCUUCAGCUCAAAAUCCCUCUGCUGAUGAUUGCCAAGGUGUAUCUUUGCCUGCUAGUAUUCGUGAAGGGAAUAUGAAUAGUUCCCAAACACAUAUCCAUGGGAGACUGCUGCAUGAAACAAUUAAAGACAGCGGCACCAAUAAAGAUUGCAUGAAUGAUGAACAAGUCAUUAAAUCAGACAUGGAAGCUUUUGUUGCAGAUAGUUUCGAGGAUGAUGCACAUAUUUGGUGUGACAACACAUCCAAAGCUAUGGGUGCUCAACAUCAUGAGUCUGACGAUGCAUGCUCUAGGGAACCUAAUGAGAACUCAAUUAAAGACAGCGGCACCAAUAAUGAUUGCAUGAAUGAUGAAAAAGUCAUUGAAUCAGACAUGGAAGCUUUUGUUGCAGAUAGUUUUGAGGAUGAUGCACAGAUUUGGGGUGACAGCACAUCCAAAGCUAUGGGUGCUCAACAUCAUGAGUCUGACGAUGGAUGCUCUAGGGAACCUAAUGAGAACUCAAUUAAAGAAAGUGGCACCAAUAAUGAUUGCAUGAAUGAUGAACAAGUCAUUAAAUCAGACAUGGAAGCUUUUGUUGCAGAUAGUUUCGAGGAUGAUGCACAGGUUUGGGGUGACAACACAUCCAAAACUAUGGGUGCUCACCAUCAUGAGUCUGAUGAUGCAUGCUCUAGGGAACCUAAUGAGAACUCAAAAUUGCUACUGAGCAAAAGGGAAACUAAUGCUGAAUUGUCUGAGUGUCAGGUUCAGGCACAUGAUAGCGCUGAUGACACCCCUGAUAUGAUAUAUGAUCAUGACAAAGGUCAGUAUAUUUUGUCUGAUGCGUACCUUGCUUUUCUAGAGGAGGAGUUUGGUUUGAAUGAUAGUUCCCAUCCUGCACACUUCAAUCAUGUUGACAACGAUGCUGAACCAAAUCAACCGAAGGACCCAAAAGAAGGCAUCGCCAAUGGCUCAUUGUUAUCCGUGGAUGGGUCAGAUCACAUGAACAUGUGCAACAAACACAACGUUUUUCACAACCAGGUUGAUCACACCCUUUGUAACAUUAAUCAUGUAAAUGGGCUGCCAUCCAAACACCCAAAAACGUCAAUAAGAGGCUCAGCUCAUCAUCUGGAGCUUACGGCUUCCUACCUGCACCCGAUGCCUGUCUUGUCUAUUAUGCUAAAUACCAAAAGCAUUAACAGCUUACACAUUUAUGUACUUUGUGGUUUCUUGGCGAGCUGCCAGAGAUUCCUCUAUGUGUAUAACAUCACGCUUAAAGAUUACCCAGAUGAACCACCUUAUUUCGUUGGCUACACUUCCCUUCUACUGCCCUCGUUGGAACAGGCUUCUACAGGAAAUUUUACAUUUGGAAGAUCCGGAAUGCAGUUUACACCUGAUGGCCAGUUUCUGAUCCUCCUUAGCAGUAUAAGACUACCUUGUUGUAGGAUGCAGAACAUCGAUUGUUCAUGCUCAUUGUGCAAAUUUGAUCAGCACGACGACAAUUCUCUGAAAAUUGUAUCUGUUAACUGCGGGUACAGUUCACUAUUGACCAAAUUGAUGCCCUAUGGGACAGUGUCUUCCUUUUUGAUAUGUGAACCAAAUUAUGUCGUAGCUGCUGAAGACAGCAGAAAAUUGCAUAUAUGGAAAAUGGUCGCUGGAUGGAGUGUGGUCUCUGAGGAGUAUGUCAUUUCUAGUUUGGGUAAUGUGGGUCCUUCAAUACUGGAGCUCAAAAGAAUGCCAAAAAGUAGCUCUCUCAUUAUUGGUCAUGAUUGCGCAGGCGGCUUUUGUUUGUGGGACAUCUCCAAGCGAGCACUCCUGUCAACUUUUGCUGCUCCAGGGAACAUUGUCUUCCAGAUUCUGCCUUUAGGCAUCUGUAGUGUACAUGAGGAUAUUUUUCAUGCUUCAGUUGAUGACAUAGAGAGAAGGUUACAAGAGAUCACAGUGACUGGCGUGUCCAGAAAAGAUGACAAGGAGUCCACUUUGAUGUUAUCAGGAAAAGACAUAGCAGUUUGGAUUAUGGUGUCCGCUGCUUCAGUAGCUGAGUAUCAGCAUGACCUUCGAGCAAAAGAACACAAUGCUCGAUGGAGGCUAGCUUUGCUGGCAAACAAGAAAGUUAUUAUGGGAAACAUUUUUGAUCCAAGGGCUACUUCUAUAGAUGUCUCUGGUAACUAUGGAUUCGCUGGAACAUAUGGAGGUUGCUUGUACAUGUGGGAGUUGUCUUCUGGGAGAAAACUUGCCGGCACAGAGUGCUUCAACGGUCAACGAGUCUCCUGUGUUGCUGUUGAUGCCAAAUCAAGAGUAGUGGCAGUAGCUGACGAUGACUGCAAUGUAUUGCUUUACACUGAAAACAUGGUGUAAAGCAGUUGUGGCAAAUCUGCGGGAUGUUCCUAAUUGUGUAAUCUUAUAGCAUUUGCAGCUUACAGUUGUUACUCCAAUCAUCUGCUGUACAUAGCUGAUCAGACCAUCAUUGGAAAUUCUUUUCACCCCUUUUCUUGGAACAAGUCUAUGCCAGAGAGACGGUAUGAAUCAGCUGCAGUCUCCAGCUUUUUUUUAUAGCUUGUACCUAGCACAAAUCAGGUUUGAGGCUGGAAAAAGGCUGAGUUUGUAUUUUGGUAAGAAUUGGUGUCUUUUGGACCAGCAAGGCUGUAGAGACAUUUAUUUCCAAAAGAUAUGCAAUGUUGGUUGUUCUCCUUUUCUGACA